This is a messenger RNA of Durio zibethinus, 1303 nucleotides long. NCBI's taxonomy places the organism in Eukaryota, Viridiplantae, Streptophyta, Magnoliopsida, Malvales, Malvaceae. The record is from RefSeq and is a predicted model, not a curated record.
AACAUUUUCUUUGGGAAAUGCUAACUCAUGGACUACGUUGUUCGAACUUGAUUGUCUGAGCCAAUGGCUACUGCAACUCAUUGUCUAAUUUUUUAUUCUUGUUUUCAUGUGUUUGAAUUAUCAGGGUGCUAUUCCUUGUCGUAAAAUUGAAACUGGUCAUGUUUCCGGCCAAUAUGUUUUCCAUCGUAGAGAUGUCCUCAAAUGCAUUGGGGCAACAGUUGGCAUGGAAUUACUAGCAAGCUCAGGAUCAUGGGUUGAAAUGGCAAGUGCCGCUGAUUUAAUACAACGACGACAGCGCUCUGAGUUUCUCUCAAGUAUUAAGGAAACCCUGUCUAAAGCUAUAAAGGGAAAUCCAGAUCUUAUUCCCUCUAUAUUAACUUUGGCACUGAAUGAUGCUAUGACGUAUGACAAGGCUACAAAAUCUGGUGGCCCAAAUGGAUCCAUACGCUUCAGCUCAGAGUUAAGCAGGCCUGAAAAUAAGGGACUUUCUGCUGCUGUGAGUUUAUUAGAUGAAGCCAAGAAAGAAAUUGAUUCAUAUUCCAAGGGUGGACCAAUUUCAUAUGCAGAUCUCAUCCAAUAUGCAGCUCAAGGUGCCGUCAAGUCUACUUUUCUAGCAGCGGCUAUUCGAAAAUGUGGUGGGAAUGAAGAGAAAGGAAGUAUAUUAUACGCAGCAUACGGUUCAAAUGGGCAGUGGGGCUUGUUCGAUAGGCAGUUUGGACGAAGUGAUACUGAAGAGCCAGAUCCAGAGGGAAGAGUGCCCCUGUGGGAGAAAGCAAGCGUGCAGGAAAUGAAAGAUAAGUUCAAAGCAAUUGGCUUUGGCCCCCGUCAGCUAGCCGUGAUGUCUGCAUUCCUGGGUCCUGAUCAGAAUGCAACAGAGGCCCUACUGAUCAGUGAUCCCGAUGUUUCUCCAUGGGUUCAGAAAUACCAACGUAGCCGAGAAACAGUGUCUCAGACAGAUUAUGAGGUUGAUCUGAUAACUACGCUCACAAAGUUAAGCUGCCUUGGCCAGCAAAUCAAUUAUGAGGCAUACACGUAUCCAGUCAAAAAGAUUGAAUUGAGCAAGCUCAAAUUAUAGGCAGAAGCAAAUCACUGUUAUCUAGAGAAGUACACGAACCUGCCUGGUUAUCACUCCGGCAACAAAUUUUCUAAGUUGAAAAUAUUCUUAUCAGCCUUUGGGUUAUAAAUUUAUUUGUUCAUCCAUCAGGUAGAUGUUAGAAGGUAAAGAAUGACACUUAAAUUUGAGUAUUUUUAACUCCACAUCAUACGAUAACCUGAUUGCAAACAUGUUUGUUGUAACUUGUCA